Messenger RNA from Gaeumannomyces tritici R3-111a-1, 2530 nucleotides. RefSeq names its product GTP-binding protein ypt2. Gene Ontology annotation, cellular component: endosome; plasma membrane. The record is from RefSeq and is a predicted model, not a curated record. Gene Ontology annotation, biological process: regulation of exocytosis; protein localization to plasma membrane; protein secretion. The transcript is spliced from 3 exons. Gene Ontology annotation, molecular function: GTPase activity; GTP binding. The coding region runs from base 773 to 1384 and encodes 203 amino acids. NCBI's taxonomy places the organism in Eukaryota, Fungi, Ascomycota, Sordariomycetes, Magnaporthales, Magnaporthaceae.
UCCGCCUGGAGCCCAGCCUCAACCUCGCUAGCGCUGCGGGUUGACCAGGUCAGCAGGAUCCAGCGAAUCCAGGCAGCCGGCAGCAAAUCACCGCCUCAAUCUGGUCCCAACCACAAACCUAGCAGAGUGUCAGACAUUUGAUUGUGAUUGAUCUAUUCACGCAGCUCGGCUUCCUGUGCAGCAGCGAUCAAUCCACCGCCAGAACUUACUCUUUUGCUUUUGAUCGCACUUGAGGCCUCGACAUCCAGCCUCUUCCACAAGCACACAUAGCACUCGAGGCCCAAGCCCAGACACUGUAGACAGACAGACAGACUCCCUCCCUGUCGAUCCCACCCGCCACCUACAGCACCACAACGCUCCGACUGCCACCACCGCACACACUCAUCCUGAUCCCCCCUCCAUUCAUCGCCUGUCGCCGUGGACCGUCGCCCAUCGUCCCUGCCUCCCGUCGCUUGACAAACCCAACCCCAACCGACGACUCGCCCCGUCCAGCGACUCGGACCACAUUUACUGUCCGGGCGCAAUUGCCUUAAUCAUCCUAAUCCUGCGGCUGCCCCAUUUCCCACCCAACCCCAAGCACCACACCAAGACGGCCACUACCUCACCCUAGCCGGCCCCCAACGCACCGACCGACAAAAAAGCAAACGAGCAGACCGGGGCGGCAUCUUCCUCUAGUCGAGCGAGACUGUCCGAGGGGAAGGAAAUAAACCGAGCCGCUGUUCCGCCCCCUACACCAAGAAACAAAAAGAAGUUCCAGAACCCUGUGGCCACCAUGUCGGGCAACAGGAACUACGAUGUCCUCAUCAAGCUGCUCCUCAUAGGCGACUCGGGCGUGGGCAAGUCGUGCUGCCUGCUGCGGUUCAGCGAGGACUCGUUCACGCCCUCCUUCAUCACCACUAUCGGCAUCGACUUCAAGAUCCGCACCAUUGAGCUCGACGGCAAGCGGGUAAAGCUCCAGAUCUGGGAUACGGCCGGCCAGGAGCGCUUCCGCACAAUCACCACCGCCUACUACCGCGGCGCCAUGGGCAUCCUGCUCGUCUACGACGUCACCGACGAGAGGUCGUUUAACAACAUCCGCACCUGGUUCGCAAACGUUGAGCAACACGCCAGCGAGGGCGUCAACAAGAUUUUGAUUGGCAACAAGUGCGACUGGGAGGAGAAGCGAGCCGUGUCGACAGAGCAGGGCCAGGCCCUGGCCGACGAACUGGGCAUCCCCUUCCUCGAGGUCUCAGCUAAGGGCAACAUCAACAUCGACAAGGCCUUCUACAGCUUAGCGUCCGACAUCAAGAAGCGCACCAUCGACACCGCCAAGGAGUACCAGAACCCCUCUUCGGUGAACGUCGGUGCCAAUACCGAAGCCAGCCGUACGGGCAACUGCUGCUGAGCUUGAGAAGAUUGAAAGAGCGGUGGGGGUGACGGAGGGCAUUCACGAAUCGAAAUGGGGCGACCGAGAACCGACGAGCCUUUGGUGGGAGCCGGUAAUAUUCUGAUGGGCCGAGCCUAUCAUUCACGAUGACGAUGACGAACCGAGCAACGCGGCACAUCCAACACGGACCAGGGGCUCCAUGACAUUCCGGAGAAGCCGAAACUAUGAAGAGAAUUUUGGGGCUUUGGAGAGCGACAAAGGGGCUGUCGUCGAGCCUUUAAUACACUGCUGGAGCGACCCCGUGGCUCCACGGUUUACCCCCGUUCUCUUUGAUUUUAUGAUCUUGGAACACAUAUAAACUUCGGUUAUGAGGAGGAAACAAAGACUGGAGCGGACUGCCUUCUCUUCGACGGUAUCACAUACCCAUUUUCCCGACUUUUACUGUGCCCCUUGCAUAUCUACCUUUUGUUAUCUUGCGGCUGCCACCACCACUACCACCACUUUGACCCGCCUGAAGUCACUACAGCACUGCAUACGGUAGUAUUGUCUACCGCUUGCGUGUUGGUCUACACAUGUCGUGGUGGUCCUCUGAUAUCACUACGGCUUUCGGAUUGCUGUCGCCUUGCUUUCAUUAGAAGCUGCCGGCUGUUGUGGCACCACAGAGGAGAGAGAAGGAGUGGUCCGGGGAAGGAAGUGCAAAUAUAUGAUGGCCACGGAGUUUUAUGUUUGGAGCUGAAGAAUCUGGGUCUUUUAUCACCUUUAUUUUGCGUCAGGGAGAGCCCUUUAGACAGUUCGUAUUCGCCCUGCUUGUGUUGUUUGUCUGCCGUUGUCUUAUUUCUCUCUAUAUUUAUUAGUACACCUUUCUCAUCGUGUCUUUAUCGCUUAUAUUUUCUCACGUAAUCUGUUUUAUUGCUUCUAUGAUGUCAGCCUCUCACAUCGUCGCCGCUGUUUUGUGACCUGCCCUCGUCGCUUUUGCAUCCUUUUUUACACCCCCAGCCUGGCCCAGACAAUAUGAACAUACGCACACGGCGCGAGCCCCCCACCCGAUGUCUAUGUCUAAGGUCUUUUCGGUAGAUAGUCUGGAUAGAGAGAGGGAGAAAGGGGAGUAGAAAAAAAAAAGGACAUUAUAAUACAGGCGGUCUCCGUUGCCCGCUGAGCCUCGCA